Molecule: messenger RNA, 2777 nt
Organism: Gastrolobium bilobum
Lineage: Eukaryota; Viridiplantae; Streptophyta; Magnoliopsida; Fabales; Fabaceae
Product: receptor-like serine/threonine-protein kinase At4g25390
Exons: 1
Coding region: 230-2353 (707 amino acids)
Biological process (GO): protein phosphorylation
Molecular function (GO): protein kinase activity; ATP binding
Source: RefSeq, a predicted model, not a curated record
UUAGAGAGAGAAAGUGAGUUAAAUAGAGAGAGAGAGAGACAAAGUUCCCUCUACUGAGUUGCUCAUUUCUGUGUUUCCUCAACCUCUCCAACUUCUGCCUAUUCCGAAAACUCUCAAAAACAACAUAAGACAAUCCUCAAAAUCUCAUGUUCCAAAUUUCAAAACCAUGACCAACCCAUUAACUGAAACUUGAUCCCAAAUUUAACCCUCCCAUCAUCUCAUCGCCACCAUGCCAUCCCGGCAACUCCUCCAAUCUCCGCCGUCCACGGCGUUCUUAUCCAACACAUACCCACCACCACCACCACCAACACCACAAACACAACCUCCUCACACCCAUCACCACCGCCACCACCACCUCCUGACCCCUCUCAUCGCCGCCACCGCUUCCGCCUUCUCCCUCCUCCUCCUCGCCUUCAUCUGCCACCGCACCCUCACUCGAAAACGCACCACCCCAUUCUCCUCCUCCGACACCGACUCCAAGCCACCCCACCGCUUCUCCUACGCCCUCCUCCGCCGCGCCACUAACUCCUUCUCCUCCCGCCUUGGCCACGGCGGCUUCGGCACCGUCUUCGCCGGCACUCUCCCGCCGCCGGCACGCAAACCCAUCGCCGUCAAGCUCAUGGACUCAACCUCCCACCAAGGCGAGCGCGAGUUCCACAACGAGCUUUUCUUCGCGUCGAGGCUCCGCUCCCUCCACGUCGUCGCCGCCGUCGGGUUCUCCUCCGACCCAAAACGCCGGCGAUUCCUCCUCGUCUACGAGCUCAUGCACAACGGGAACCUCCAAGACGCGCUCUUGCACCGAAAAAGCCCCGAGCUUUUGGAUUGGAAGAAGCGCUUCGCUAUUGUGUUGGACAUUGCAAGAGGAGUUCAGUACCUUCACUCUUGCGACCCUCCCAUUAUUCAUGGAGACAUAAAACCCAGUAACAUUUUGUUGGAUCGAAAUUUCUCUGCUAAAAUCGGGGAUUUUGGGCUUGCCCGGUUGAAAUCGGAGCCGCUCCAGUUUGAAAUUGAGGUUUUGGAUGAUGAUAGUAUUGCUGAUGAUGAUGAUGAGGAGAAGAAGAAGAAGAAGAAGAAGGAGGAAGAAUUGGAGUGUGAUGUUGGUGGGGUUGUGUUUGAUGAUUGUGGCUCAAUUGAGAGUGUGCAUACUGUUUUCUUUGAUUCGGGUAGCUUGGGUGUGGAGCAAUCUCCUCCACAAUUGGAAAAGUCACCAGAAUCUAUUGUGGCGGCAGUGGCUUCGCCGGAGACGGCUUUGGCGACGGUGGCUUCAUCACCGGGUUUUGAUAAGUUUAGUGUGCAAAGUGAGAAGGAUGUUGUUGGGGGUGUUAAGAAGAGUGGUAAAGGGCUAAGGAGUAAUUCAGUGAGGGAAUUAUGGUGGAUGCAAGACAAUGAUGAGGUUGCUGCCUCUGCUUCAGCUUCAACACCAACAGUUAGUGAAAGUAAGAAGGUGAAGGAAUAUGUGAUGGAGUGGAUUGGAAGGGAAGUGAAUAAGGAAAGUCCAAAGAGUGAAUGGGUUGGAGCAAAGAUUAUGGAGACAGAGAAGAAGAAGAGCAAGAAGCACCAAUUGGAAUGGUGGGAGUCAAUGGAUGAGUUAAAGGUUGGUGGGGUUGUGAAGAAGGAGAAGAGAAGGCCUGCGAGGGAAUGGUGGAAGGAGAACAGUGAAGAGAUUGCAAAGAAGAAGAAAAAGAAGAAGAAGAAUAAGAAGAGUGUAAACAAUGAUGACAAUGGUGAUGAUUGGUGGGUUAGUGAUGAUGCAUUAUAUGGGGAUAAAAUUAUGACCAAGAGCAGAAGCAGGAACAACCGUGGUAAUAUGGAUUGGUGGUUAGAUGGUCUCAGUGGUCAGUUAUGGAGAGCUCGGAGGAAUAGCUUUGAUUCUGCUAGUGGUGAAAUUCCAAAGAGUGGUGGUGUGAGUAGUACUCCUAGUAUGAGAGGAACUGUAUGUUAUGUUGCUCCUGAAUAUGGCUGUGGUGAAGAUGUCUCAGAGAAGUGUGAUGUAUAUAGCUUUGGGGUCUUGUUGCUUGUUAUCAUUUCUGGGAGGCGACCACUUCAGGUGAAUGGUUCACCAAUGUCAGAGUUUCAGCGAGCAAAUCUUUUGUCAUGGACACGCCAUUGUGCUAGAAAUGGGAAGCUCAUUGAGCUUGUUGAUCAGUCUAUUCAGUCAUUGGAUAAAGAGCAGGCUCUUCUCUGCAUCAAGGUGGCUUUGCUUUGUUUGCUUAAGUCACCUGCUCGUCGUCCUUCAUUGAUGGAGGUUGUGGGAAUGCUUAGUGGAGAAUUGGAACCACCCCAAUUGCCUGUUGAGUACUCACCUUCAACCCCUUCUCGCUUCCCUUUCAAGUCUAGGAAAAAAGGCCGGUGAGUUUCUUCUAUCAGAUAAGCCAUUUUCAUGGAUAGUUACAGUAAUAUACUGGUGGUGGCAGUUUACCAAUGAUAGAUAAUUGUAUAGGGAUUUAGGAGGGAAAAGUUGUGUUCUUACCAUUGGAGUUCACUUUCUCUCCUUUCUUUUUUCUUUUUGUUUUACCAUUUUGGUCCUAGUCCUUUCACUUUUCUCGUUUUGACACCAUUAUGGCCUACCAGUUGGAGUUUGAUCAGUGUACAUAGACCUACUUCACUUUUUUUUUUUUCCCACACUGACUUAUAGGCAUGCCUUGAGUGAUGUUUAUCUUUUGGAAACUUUGAUCCAUGCUUUAGUGGUGAGGACUGAAGCCAUCUUUGUAGUUUGCAUUCUCUUACUUUUGGAAAUGAAAUAACAGCAUACCUUUUAUUUACAACUCCUUUGUGGU